Messenger RNA from Protopolystoma xenopodis, 300 nucleotides. The record is from the annotation of a GenBank genome assembly. Lineage: Eukaryota; Metazoa; Platyhelminthes; Monogenea; Polystomatidea; Polystomatidae.
AUGCUUAUUUUAGACUCUGAACCUGCUAUAACCAUUGCUAUAGCCCACGCUGACUUUGUUGGAGGCAGUGCUCGGGAGCUGUCUUUUCGACAGGGCGAUGAAAUUAUAUUAUACAGGCAACUCAGUGAACAUUGGUGGGAAGGUCAAUUGUCCAGCGACCCUACAGGCACACGGGGACUUAUUCCAGCACUCUAUGUCUCUAACAAGGCAGUUCUUAUGCAGCAACAUCUAGAGAAACAGCAACAACAGCAUCAAAAUCUGGUAUUUUUCAUUGCAUUCGAAUCGUAUGGUAUUUACUGA